This is a messenger RNA of Miscanthus lutarioriparius, 1884 nucleotides long. NCBI's taxonomy places the organism in Eukaryota, Viridiplantae, Streptophyta, Magnoliopsida, Poales, Poaceae. The record is from the annotation of a GenBank genome assembly.
AUGCCGUCGCCUCCAUCCGGCCACCGCCGUUGCCGUGGCCGUGGCCUUCUCUUCCUUGCCAUGGUGGCGAGCCUCUUCACCGUCGUACUUUCCACGAACAGCCAGUGGACCCUGUUUGACUGCCAACAGUCGACGGCGGCCUCUUCUUCCACCAACAGCGUGUUCUGGUCCAACGUCGUGGCGUUAAUGGACGCGCUCCCGUCGGCCGCGGCGCCCACGGGCUUCGCCUCCCUGUCCCGAGGCAACGGCACUGACCGCGCCUUUGUCCGCGGAAUCUGCCGCGGCGACUCCACGGCAGCUCAGUGCGCCACGUACAUACAGAACGCCGCGCUCAGCAUCAGGAGCCGCUGCAACACCACACGCCGCGCAGCCAUCUGGUACGACGACGGCUCCACUGUGGCAUAUCCGGCGCCGAUGUUCUGCUUCGUCAGCUACGCCGACACCAACACGUCGACGGCCUACGAGGACGCGUACCGGCAGGAGUUCCAGAACAGCGUUGUGGUCACCAACACGGUUGGCUUCGAGACUGCUUACAGCACGCUCAUGAGUAGCAUCUCCGGGCGCGUCGUCAACGGCUCCGGCAUGUCAUCGCCGGCAGUAGCACCGAUGUUCGCAACAGGGGCGGCAGUGUACGAUGCCACUGCGCCCAACGGCACCAUGUAUGGGCUCCUGCAGUGCAUGAGGGAUCGGACGGCGGCGGAGUGCGCCAAGUGCUUGAAUGACUCGGUGCAGCAGUUGCCGUCAUGCUGCCGUGGUCAGAGGGGCGGGGUUGUGCUCGGCUACAACUGCUACCUGCGCAUGGAGGUAUACCCCUACUACGAUCUGGCCCUCGAUGGGCCAUCGAUCUUCGUCGGAGAAAGUCGGCCGGGAAAAAAGACGCAUGGCGCGAUUCUGCCGGUCGCGCUCGCGCUCGCUGUUGGAACGGUGCUUGCCGCAGUCACCAUCGUUGGUGUCUUCCUGUACAGGCGAAAGGCCAACCAGAAGCAAAACCCACAAGCUAGCAAUGUUAUUGAACACUUGAAUGUCUUCCAAGGCCACAUAAGUCAGCUGACAGCCAUGAAGAUAAAUCUUGAUGAUAAAGUGCAGGAAUUGUUAUUGUUGAACCCAUUGUCGGACAGCUGGAACACACUUGUUGUAUCACUUAGCAAUUCAUCUCCAUAUCGGAAGCUGACUCCUAAUAUGGUGAAGAACAACUUGUUGAAUGAGAAAACCAAAAGAAAAGAAAAGAAAAGGGCAGCCAUCAGCCAUCUUCUUCUUAUGCAUAUCUAUCUGAAAAGAAGGAAAUUGUGGUUGAAGCCAAGUGAAAUCUCAGCGAGACAGAAAUAUUCAUCAACCAUUAUUGGCAAGGGCACUGUAUGUAUUGAGACAAGUAUAGGCAACAAGUUGACACUUAAGAAUGUGAGGCAUGUCCCUGCUAUAAGACUGAACUUGGUGUUAAUGGGAAAGCUUGAUGAUAUUGGCCUUGGCAGUUACUUUGGUGAAGAAAAAUGGGAGCUCACCAAUGGUUCCUUGAUUCUAGCUCGUGGUGCCAAGAAAGCGUGUAUUUAUGUGACAAAGACCAAGCUAUGCAAGAGUGAUGUAAACAUUGCUGAGAGGGAUUCCAGCAUUGAGUUGUGUCACAAGAGACUUGGACAUAUGAGUGAGAAGGGGCUGCACUCCCUUGUUCAUAAGAACUUCCUCCCUGAGUUCAAAGCUCGACGACUACCAUGGCCUGAUUGCCAGACCUACACCUACAUGAUGCAAUUUGGACAGCAGGUCGGCAGCCGGCUCCCGACGGUGUCAAUUUGGGACAGCGAUGCCGGCAUCAUCGUGGUCGCGGUGGCAUGGCACGACGUCUCACGUCUGGCCUCUCACUCCGAUAGUACCAGCGUGGCAAAGUGCUGA